Molecule: messenger RNA, 1839 nt
Organism: Ziziphus jujuba (common jujube)
Lineage: Eukaryota; Viridiplantae; Streptophyta; Magnoliopsida; Rosales; Rhamnaceae
Product: fructose-1,6-bisphosphatase, chloroplastic
Exons: 3
Coding region: 240-1478 (412 amino acids)
Biological process (GO): fructose metabolic process; fructose 1,6-bisphosphate metabolic process; sucrose biosynthetic process
Cellular component (GO): cytoplasm; cytosol
Molecular function (GO): fructose 1,6-bisphosphate 1-phosphatase activity
Source: RefSeq, a predicted model, not a curated record
AAAAGAAAUUUUAUGUGAUUGACAUUCCCACCAUGGUUCUCUCACGCCCAACUUCAAUAGCCCACCGCUGUUUACAGUUAUCUCAAGUCCUAACCAGUCAACCAAGAACCCCUUAUCUGGAUUCCCGACCACCAUUAACAAAAACUCACGGAACUCAAAUCAUCGUCAACUAUGAUUCAGUCUUAAUCAACCUCCAUAAGCUUUCUCUCUCUGUCUAUCUCUAUACAUAGAUAUAUAAUAUGCAAUCACCCCCAAAUAUAACAGCACAAGUUUCCCCAGCUCCACUUCUCCAGCCAAAGUUACUCCAUUCCCCUUCAAAACUGCUGCAUAGUUUCUCAUCACCAAGAAAUCUGUUUCUUGGGAGAACCUCAUUUCAGGGACCAAAAAUGGCAUCUCUUUCUGGGUUUGGUUUUGGGUCACAAGCAAAAUGCUCUGCCAGUGCUAGUGGUAGUGAUAAUGGGUUCUCUACUCUCAUUGAUUAUGUGGGCAAAGGAGGAAUUGAUGUGGGAGAUGAUCUGGUGGUGUUGCUCUCUCAUAUUCAGUUUGCUUGCAAGAGAAUUGCAGCUCUUGUGGCUUCUCCUUUCAAUUCCAGCCUUGGGAAGCAGACGGGUCGGGUCGAUGGCAGCAGUGUGGCUGGUGGGUCGGAUAGGGAUGCACCUAAGCCAUUGGAUAUUGUCUCAAAUGAGAUAAUUUUAUCUUCUCUUAGAAAUUCCGGAAAAGUUGCUGUCAUGGCUUCAGAAGAAGAUAAUAAUCCAAUUUGGAUAACAGAUGAUGGACCAUUUGUGGUGGUAACAGAUCCUCUAGAUGGUUCUCGGAAUAUUGAUGCAUCUAUUCCCACUGGAACGAUUUUUGGGAUUUAUAGACGCCUUGUGGAAUUGGAUCAUCUACCCAGGGAGGAAAAGGCUCAGCUGAAUUCACUUCAGAGUGGAACUAGGCUAAUAGCUGCUGGCUAUGUUCUCUAUUCGUCAGCCACAUUAUUCUGCACCAGUUUUGGUUCAGGAACACAUGCAUUUACCCUGGAUCAUUCAACUGGAGAUUUCAUUCUCACGCAUGCAAACAUUAAAAUUCCAACACGAGGACAAAUCUAUUCUGUAAACGAUGCACGAUAUUUUGACUGGCCUGAAGGGUUAAGAAAAUAUAUAGACAAUGUGAGGCAAGGGAAAGGUAGAUAUCCGAAAAAGUAUUCGGCUCGUUAUAUCUGUUCUCUGGUAGCUGAUCUUCAUAGGACUUUAUUGUACGGUGGAGUUGCAAUGAAUCCAAGGGACCAUCUUCGUCUAGUAUACGAAGCAAACCCUCUUAGCUUUCUUGUGGAACAAGCUGGAGGAAAAGGUUCUGAUGGUAAAAAUAGGAUUCUUUCAAUUCAACCAGUCAAGCUGCAUCAGAGGCUGCCUCUGUUUUUGGGGAGUUCAGAGGACAUAGACGAGUUAGAGAGUUAUGGAGAUGUACAGCAGAAAGUGAACCCUGGAUAUGAAGUUUAAUGCUAUGCUUAUAAGCCAGAAAUUCCAGUGAAGAUGUUAUGAAUGAACAUGGGAUUGUUUUAUGCUUAAGGUUCUCAUUGUGGUCCUCAAAUUCCUUAAUGCAUUUACAUUCCCGCUUGUAGGGGUUUUAACUGUCCAAAUUAUCUUCCUUCUUUUUUGUGUUUUUUUUUUUUUGUUUUUGUUUUUGUUUUUUUUGUUUGGGUCCCCAUCUCAUCUCAGGCUCGUCAGCAAUCUACAUUGGAAUGAAGAGUUUUGGAAUGGAAAAAUCAUGUGAUGUAUCAUAUCUUGUUUCUUUUCUUUUUUAUAUUCUGUACUUUUACGUGUAAAUUGCACUCAAUGUCAAUAAAUGUGCUAUUUUAUA